GAUGCCACAGCCUGUGAGGGGCAGCAGGGAAGAUGCCACACGGAGAGACCCGCGUCUCUAAGGGCCGCCGGCAGAGCGGGGGCUGAUCUCCCUUCCGCCUCCCAGGAACCCCCGUCCUCGCCAGCGUCGUCGGGAGGAUUCCUCGCCCUAAUUUUCCCGGGAGGAAGACGCGCCUUUCCCGGAGACCGCGAGGCUACACUCACCGAGGCAGCCUCCAGAUUACUUCGCUCGGUGGGCGUGUGACUUCGUGGAAGCAACUUACAGUAGAUUCUCCCUGGCGAGGCUGCGAGCAGCAGAGGGCGGGGGAGCUGGGGAGAGGAGGAGGGAAGGAGAGUGGGAGGCGCCGAGCCGGGAGGCCGAGGAGACGCCGGAGCUCCAGACACAGCAGGAGCGCGCCUUGGCGGUGCAGUCUCCACCUCGCCUUCGCAGCCGCGCGCACUCCGCCUCCUCCCCGAGCAGCGGGAACCGCCGCAGCUCCCGGGCAGCCGCAGCACCGCUCCGCGCUCCCGCCGGCCGCCGUCAGUCCCGCCCCUCGCCAGCACUCAGCCCGCAGCUAUUUCCUUCUGCCAGGCUCUUUGAACUCUGGAUCUUUGCUUUUGCUCGCUGCUCUCCUGUUUUUCAUUCUGCACCUUUUCUCCAGUCCUCUUUCUUUAUCCUUAGCCACGCUGCUUUUUUCCUCCCUUUUUAAAAAAUCGGGGAUUUCGUCUUAAAAUGAUUUGUCUCCCUUACCUUCGUCCAUUUCAACACUGAAGACUGCAAAGAACCUUCACCUUUCCCCUAGUGGCGUUUAAAAAUUCUCAAUCCGGAAAAAGUCUGUUUGAGAGGCAAAGGAACAGGAGUCGGGACCCUCUCGACACCCUUGAUCCGAGCCCAGAACUGCACUAGCAACCAGAACUAAUAUUUCAUUUAACCCCACCAAAGGGGAGGCCAGAGGAGCCAGAAGCAAACUUCAGCCGUCUCGGCGGAUCCGUGGUUCCCACACUUGGAGGAGCCGCGUGCCAGAAGGCGUAGGACCCCACGGGGGGACAAGGAGGACUCCCGAGUCUCCCUCGGCCGCUCCGCGAGGCCGAAGCGGUGGACUGAGCCGCGCGGGACAGCGGCAGCGGAGGAGGCUCGGAGAAGAUGCGGGGCUCGGGGCCCCGGGGUGCGGGACGCCGGCGGCCCCCAAGCGGCGGCGGCGACACCCCCGUCACCCCAGCGUCCCUGGCCGGCUGCUACUCUGCACCUCGCCGGGCUCCCCUCUGGACGUGCCUUCUCCUGUGCGCCGCACUCCGGACCCUCUUGGCCAGCCCCAGCAACGAAGUGAAUUUAUUGGAUUCACGCACUGUCAUGGGGGACCUGGGAUGGAUUGCUUUUCCAAAAAAUGGGUGGGAAGAGAUUGGUGAAGUGGAUGAAAAUUAUGCCCCUAUCCACACAUACCAAGUAUGCAAAGUGAUGGAACAGAAUCAGAAUAACUGGCUUUUGACCAGUUGGAUCUCCAAUGAAGGUGCUUCCAGAAUCUUCAUAGAACUCAAAUUUACCCUGCGGGACUGCAACAGCCUUCCUGGAGGACUGGGGACCUGUAAGGAAACCUUUAACAUGUAUUACUUUGAGUCAGAUGAUCAGAAUGGGAGAAACAUCAAGGAAAACCAAUACAUCAAAAUUGAUACCAUUGCUGCCGAUGAAAGCUUUACAGAACUUGAUCUUGGUGACCGUGUUAUGAAACUGAAUACAGAGGUCAGAGAUGUAGGACCUCUAAGCAAAAAGGGAUUUUAUCUUGCUUUUCAAGAUGUUGGUGCUUGCAUUGCUCUGGUUUCUGUGCGUGUAUACUAUAAAAAAUGCCCUUCUGUGGUACGACACUUGGCUGUCUUCCCUGACACCAUCACUGGAGCUGAUUCUUCCCAAUUGCUCGAAGUGUCAGGCUCCUGUGUCAACCAUUCCGUGACCGAUGAACCUCCCAAAAUGCACUGCAGCGCUGAAGGGGAGUGGCUGGUGCCCAUCGGGAAAUGCAUGUGCAAGGCAGGAUAUGAAGAGAAAAAUGGCACCUGUCAAGAUACCAGUCAAAGAACUUACAUAAAGUCUGAUAACAUAAAACAGAACAGCUCUCGUGGGAAAAGUGUGUACAGAGAAAUUCAAUGGUGA
Molecule: messenger RNA, 2121 nt
Organism: Nomascus leucogenys (northern white-cheeked gibbon)
Lineage: Eukaryota; Metazoa; Chordata; Mammalia; Primates; Hylobatidae
Product: ephrin type-A receptor 5-like
Exons: 4
Coding region: 1123-2121 (332 amino acids)
Biological process (GO): protein phosphorylation; axon guidance; cell surface receptor protein tyrosine kinase signaling pathway
Cellular component (GO): membrane; neuron projection
Molecular function (GO): protein binding; ATP binding; transmembrane-ephrin receptor activity
Source: RefSeq, a predicted model, not a curated record